Messenger RNA from Coregonus sp. 'balchen', 16534 nucleotides. NCBI's taxonomy places the organism in Eukaryota, Metazoa, Chordata, Actinopteri, Salmoniformes, Salmonidae. The record is from the annotation of a GenBank genome assembly.
AUGAGGGAUGAGAGAGCAAGGGAAGAGAGGAGAGGGGAGGAGAGCAAGGGAAGAGAGAAGAGGAGGGGAGGUGAAGGGAGGAGAGGAGAUGAGGAGGCUGGAGGAGGGCUGAUGUGAAGAUAGGUGGCAAGGUGUUUCGUGAGAGUGUAGUUAUUCAGCGUGGGUGUGUCCCUGUCACAGCUGAGACUGGGAGCAGAGCAUGCACACAAACACACACAUAAACACAUACACAAACAAACACACACACACCACCAACAACAACAGUUCUAAAACAACCUACCACAGCCUAGGACAGCCAGCGCAGGAAAUAUACAAACUGCAUAGUUAUGGCAAUGAUCACAGUCAGCACAAUUAUCACCUUCACAGGAAUUAUGGUCAGAGCAGCCAAAUCACACCCACAACACAAGGUUAACAGUCAGAGCAGUCAAAACACACCCGAAACACAAGGUUAACAGUCAAAGCAGCCAAAACACACCCACAACACAAUGUUAAAAGUCAGAGCAGCCAAAACACAAGGUUAACAGUCAGAGCUGCCAAAACACACCCACAACAUUUAGCAGACGCUCUUAUCCAGAGCGACUUACAGUUAGUGAGUGCAUACAUUUUUCAUACUGGCCCCCCGUGGGAAUCAAACCCACAACCCUGUCGUUGCAAGCGCCAUGCUCUACCAACUGAGCUACAGGAGGGCCACAACACAAGGUAAACAGUCAGAGCAGCUCUAACGACCGCCACAGGAAAGGAAGACCCAGAGUUUCCUCUGCUGCAGAGGAUAAGUUCAUUAGAGUUACCAGCCUCAGAAAUCGGAAAUUAACUGCACCUCAGAUUGCAGCCCAAAUAAAUGCUUCACAGAGUUCAAAUAACAGACAUCUCAACAUCAACUGUUCAGAGGAGACCGCGUGACUCAGGCCUUCAUGGUCGAUUUUUCUGCAAAGAAACCAAUACUAAAGGAAACCAAUAAUAGGAAGAGACUUGCUUGGGCCAAGAAACACGAGCAAUGGACAUUAGACCGUUGGAAAUCUGUCCUUUGGUCUGUAGUCCAAAUGUGAGAUUUUUGGUUCCAACCGCUGUGUCUUUGUGAGACGCAGAGUAGGUGAACGGAUGAUCUCCACAUGUGUGGUUGCCACCGUGAAGCAUGGAGGAGGAGGUGUGAUGGUGUAGGGGUGCUUUGCUGGUGACACUGUCUGUGAUUUAUUUAGAAUUCAAGGCACACAACCAGCAUGGCUACCACAGCAUUCUGCAGCAAUAUGCCAUCCCAUCUGGUUUGCGCUUAGUGGGACUAUCAUUUGUUUUUCAACAGCACAAUGACCCAAAACACACCUCCAGGCUGUGUAAGGGCUAUUUGACCAAGAAGGAGAGUGAUGGAGUGCUGCAUCAGAUGUUCUGGCCUCCACAAUCACCCAACCUCAACCCAAUUGAGAUGGUUUGGGAUGAGUUGGACCGCAGAGGGAAGGAAAAGUGCCAACAAUUGCUCUAUAUAUGUGGGAACUCCUUCAAGACUGUUGGAAAAGCAUUCCAGGUGAAGCUGGUUGAGAGAAUGCCAAGUGUGUGCAAAGCUGUCAUCAAGGCAUGGGUUUGCUACUUUGAAGAAUCUAAAAUCUAAAAUAUAUUUUGAUUUGUUUAACACUUUUCUGGUUACUACAUGAUUCCAUAUGUGUUAGUUCAUAGUUUUGAUGUCUUCACUAUUAUUCUACAAUGUAGAAAAUAGUAAAAAUAAAGAAAAACCCUUGAAUGAACAGGUGUGUCCAAACUUUUGACUGGUACUGUAUAUAUAUACACUGAACAAAAAUAUAAACGCAACAUGCAACAAUUUCAAAGAUUUUACUGAGUUACAGUUCAUAUAAGGACAUCAGUCAAUUAAAAUAAAUUCAUUAGGUCCUAAUCUAUGGAUUUCACAUGACUGGGAAUACAGAUAUGCAUCUGUUGGUCACAUAUACCUUUAAAAAAAUAAGGUAGGGGCAUAGAUCAGAAAACCAGUCAGUAUCUGGUGUGACCACCAUUUGCCUCAUGCAGCGCGACACAUCUCCUUCGCAUAGAGUUGAUCAGGCUGUUGAUUGUGCCAACCCACAGUUUUAUCAGCUGUCCGGGUGGCUGGUCUCAGACGAUCCCGCAGGUGAAUGGACAUUUUCGGGGAUCUUUUAUUUCAGCUCAUGUAACAUGGGACGAACACUUUACAUGUUGUGUUUAUAUUUUUGUUCAGUAUAUAUAGAGAGAUGUCUAUAUAUGGCUCUGGUCAUAACUAAUACAUAGGGUGCUGCUGCAGUACGUAGCUAAACCAGUUGAAUGCUGGGAGAUAUAGGGGCAGAGGCAGACGCAACGGAAGUAGUUGGCCAUGACAAGGCAAGGCCACCAUAUUGUAGAUGGUGGGUCAUUGAAUAAUUUACUGACUGGAUACUUCUGCCCAUGAAGAAGUAGAAUAUGUGUUAGAUGGUGUCUUUUCCCAUAAGAAACCAAAAUAUGUUGCUUUGAGCAUUUGUCUGAAGUAUAAUCAAGUGUGUUGUUUGUAUGUUUGUGCAUUGCGGAAGAGACUGUUGUUGUUUUUCCCGGCUGGAAUGAAAGCAUCAGAGUAUAACCUUUGAUUGUGUUUCAGGCUUUCUGCAUGUGAGAUGAUGCUGUUUUUAUUUUAGUACAGAUGAAUUAUUGAAGCAGUUAGAGUGCAGCGGGGGGGAGGAGGAGGGGGAGGAGUGUGAUAUGAUGCAUUGGUCUGAAAUGAAGUCCUCAUGCUCUUUGUCUGUCUCUGUUUCUGCCUUGCCUCACCUCUGCCUCUCAAAAUGAAGACUUACAGUGUAAACCUACAUAUACCCACUUCUGUCAAUCAUUUUGUAAGCCAGUAGAUCUUUGAUGUAGUGUCAAGAGCGCCCAUAGGAUUAUAAGAAUGAUCACAGUUAAAGAGCAGUGUGUCCUGUUCUGGGUUAGAGAGCUGUGUACCCUGUUCUGGGUUAGAGAGCUGUGUGUCCUGUUUAGAGGUAGAGUACAGACCUAUGUGUGUGUAAGAGUCUUAAGAAUUUCAUGCGUGUUCUGGAUGAGAGGUGGGCUGCAUCUCAAAUGGCACCCGAUAUAUCCUUAUGGGCCCUGGUUAAAAGUAGUGCACUAUGUAGGGAAUAGGGUGCCACUUUGGAAUGUAAUCGUGGUGCGGGUCUCAGUGAGUGGGGGUUCAUCAGUGGGGCAUCUGAGGUCCCUGACCUUCAGGUGACAUUCUUCCUGAGAAUAGCUAACCAUCCAGACAACCUACUUCACUCCUUUAAGGUCUAUAGUAUGAUUGUUGCUGCCCACCACUCAAUUCUCUGAAUGGAGAAAAGGUUAAUAGGUUUUUAUCCUGAAUGAUGUUCCUGGAAAGAGACUUUGUAAACAAAGACCCGACAAUGCAACUUAUACCAUGGAAUUGUUGUUUCUGAUUAGCUUGAAGGGCAUUCUAGAGUGUGCAUUAUUUCCCUAUAAUGCACGGUAUGUUUGCACAGUAGAAUUCAAUGGCUAUAGUUCAUUCUUACAUGUUCUAUUUUUGAUCUGCUUUUGAACUGAAAACAUUAUUGGCAAUGUUGAAUUUGAUUUUCAUAAUGGCAAGCUAGGACUGACGGUUUGGUUAGCUAAACUAGCAAGUCUGUUUGUUUGGUUACCAUGGCAACUACUUUAGCUAUCUAGUAAACUUGCUAGCUACUUCAGUGGACGUUGAACACAUUUUUACUGGCAAAUGAACACAUUUCUAAAAUUAUAAUAGAUACAGUGCAUUCGGAAAGUUUUCAGACUCCUUGACUUUUUCCACAUUUUGUUACGUUACAGCCUUAUUCUGAAACGGAUUAAAUUGUGUCUUUUUUUACCUCAUCAAUCUACACACAAUACUGCAUAAUGACAAAGGAAAAACAGGUUUUUAUAAAUCUUUGCAAAUGUAUUAAAAAUAAAAAACUUAAAUAUCACAUUUACAUAAGUAUUCAGAACCUUUACUUAGUACUUUGUUGAAGCGCCUUUGGCAGCGAUUACAGCCUCUAGUCUUUUUGGGUAUGACGCUACAAGCUUGGCACACCUGUAUUUGGGGAGUUUCUCCCAUUCUUCUCUGCAGAUCCUCUCAAGCUCUGUCAGGUUGGAUGGGGAGUGUCGCUGCAAAUAUAUUUUCAGGUCUCUCCAGAGAUGUUCGAUCGGGUUCAAGUCCGGCCUCUGGCUGUACCACUGAAGGACAUUCAGAGACUUGUCCUGAAGCCACUCCUGCAUUGUCUUGGCUGUGUGCUUAGGGUCGUUGUCCUGUUGGACGGUAAACCUUCACCCCAGUCUGAGGACCUGAGUGCUCUGGAGCAGGUUCUCAUCAAGGAUCUCUCUGUACAUUGCUCCAUUCAUCUUUCCCUCGAUCGUCUCCCAGUCCCUGCCGCUGAAAAACAUUCCCACAGCAUGAUGCUGCCACCACCAAGCUUCACCGUAGGGAUGGUGCCAGGUUUCCUCCAGAUGUGACUCUUGGCAUUCAGGCCAAAGAGUUCAAUCUUGGUUUCAUCAGACCAGAGAAUCUUGUUUCGUGGUUGAGCUUCUGGAAGGUUCUUCCAUCUUUACAGAGGAACCAUCAGGUUCUUGGUCACCUCCCUGACCAAGGCCCUUCUCCCCAAUUGCUCAGUUUGGCCGGGUGGCCAGCUCUAGGAAGAGUCUUGGUGGUUCCAAACUUCUUCCAUUUAAGAAUGAUGGAGGCCGCUGUGUUCUUGGGGACCUUCAAUGCGGCAGACAUUUUUCAGUGCCCUUCCCUACAUAAGGGACCGCAACAUCUGUGCCUCGAUACAAUCCUGUCUAGGAACUCUACAAACAAUUCCUUCGACCUCAUGGCUUGGUUUUUGCUCUGACAUGCACUGCCAACUGUGGGACCUUAUAUAGACAGGUGUGUGCCUUUCCAAAUCAUGUCCAAUCAAUUGAAUUUACAACAGGUGGACUCAAAUCAAGUUGUAGAAACAUCUCAAUAAUGAUCAAUGGAAACAGGAUACAUCUGAGCUCAAUUUUGAGUCUCAUAGCAAAGGGUCUGAAUACUUAUGUAAAUAAGGUAUUUCUGUUUUUUAGUUUUUAUACAUUUGCAAACAUUUCUAAAAACCUGUUUCGCUUUGUCAUUAUGGGGUAUUGUGUGUAGAUUGAUGAGGAUUUUUUUAAAAUAUAAUACAUUUUAGAAUGAGGCUGUAACGUAACAAAAUGUGGAAAAAGUCAAGGGGUCUGAAUACUUUCCGAAUGCACUAUAUAGGCUACUAACACCCUUGCCUUUCUUGCACGAACACUCACACUUGUCUUUUCUUAGUAGCACUGACUUUGCUGAUAGCUGCUUUAUUUAGGAAAAAUAAGCUUACUAUGACUAUGAUAUGUGGUUGUCUGUAAGUCAUUCUGGAUAAGAGUGUCUGCUACAGUGGAGGCUCUGAAAGCCAUUAAGUUAACCCCUGGUGCCAUCGUUUGGAGUGCAUUACAUGGGUGAGAACAUCCUAAUGGAGGGGAAUGUGUGAGUGGUACAAUGAGUUGAUCUGAACCAUGUGACUAAUCCAGUUAACUGGAGAUAACCAUCACAUCAGCUCCCUGUCAUACAGCAGCCACUGGACGGUGGGGCUUUAGACUGUGUGUGUGUGUGUAUGUGUGUGUGUGAGUGAAUUAAUGUGUACUUACAGUAUGUACAUUCAGUACGUUUAAGUGAUAAUGCCCUUGAAGCCGGCGUUCAGAGGAUAUAUUGGCAGAGUUGUUGUUUGUCCCGGGUCGGCAAACCGUGCCAAUAUAUCCUCCAAACACCGGCUUCAAGGGCAUUAUCACUUUUAUACAACGGGUUACCAACAUAUUCAAGUAAUGAUUGACAUAUUUUCAUUGAAAACGUUAUUUUGAUGAUUUUUUUCAUACUAUUUCAUCCUUCCAUGAGAUAUAGUCCCGACACAAAUCUAGGUUUGCUACCCAAGCCGGCUGGUUGUUCGUUCUAUCGGUUCGGUUGCCAGAGACGCGGCCCAGUCGUUAAGUCUUUUUGUUCUAAAUCUAUGGACGCCACCCAGUCGUUCGUUCUAAAUGUUUCGUUGCCAUGAUGGCUGCAACGUUCUUAUCCUUUGCUUGCUAGCUAGCCAACUUCGGCUAACACAGUCAUGUCAAACAAUGCAGCCAGAAUAACAGCAAGGUAGCUGCAUUUGCAUUUGUUUAAUCUGUAACAAUAACAAUGAGCUAAUGAUGCACGAUUUCCAGGACACUGUUCAGAGGAGCUAGCCAACUACACAGCUAUCACAAUAACUUCAAACUGAAGCUGGAAUGACAGCAAAUGACAUGCUGAUUCAUGAUUCAUGAUUUCGACUGGCUAUGAAAAGCUGCCAGCCUGUCUGUCUCGUCCUGACUCCCGACACGUUCAUUAAUAUGGGACAUCUGGAGAUCGAAUUUCAAUAUUGAAACAAUGUUGCAAAUGUCGGAAAGACAGACAGCAAGGUUAAUACAAAUCUCCGCUGUUGAAAACCAAAUGUUAGUCUAAACAAAAUGGGAGAUAAUAUCUAGAUGCUUUUACAGUAGAGAUCAAGUUUAUAAAUAAAUUGCCUGACUGGGCUGAUGAGACAGUGGAUUGCACAGUCAGAUGGAAUAGUGAAUAGGCAUUUCAACAUCAUAGCCUUAGCUGGUGGUAACUUGUGGAAUAGACACCGGCUGGAACAUGAUUUUAACCAAUCAGCCUCCAGGAUUAGACCCACCCGUUGUAUAAGUAAGGGAUAAUCAUCGAGGGGCUGUACGUUCUAUGGAAAAUAGUGUAUGACAUGGAAGGUGUAUUCUGCAACGCAUUAGCAGAGUGGAACAAACCUUCCACAGAGUUGCUUUAUUUUCCAGAGAACGCACAGAGCCCUGAGUUGAUUAUCCCUUUUAUACCAUAGCUAUAAAUUAACAUAUUUGCCGCUAGAAAUGUAUUCAUUUGCCAGUAGAAAUGUGAAAACAUCCACUGAAGUAGCUACUAGCUAGUUAGAUAGCUACAGUAGUUGCCUUGGUAACCAAACAAACAGACUUACUAUUUUAGUUAACCAAACCAUCAUCCUAGCUUGCUAUUAUGAAAAUCUAAUUCAACAAUGCCAAUAAUGUUUUCAAUUUGACUUUUGCUUUCAAAAGCAGCUCAAAAAUAGAACAUGUAAGAAUGAACUUCAUAGCCAUUGAAUUAUACCAUGCAAUAUAGGGAAAUAAUGCACGCACUAGAAUGCCCUUCAAGCCAAUCGAAAAUGUGUAUUCAACAAUGCCAUGGUAUAAGUAUGUACAGUGGGGAGAACAAGUAUUUGAUACACUGCCGAUUUUGCAGGUUUUCCUACUUACAAAGCAUGUAGAGGUCUGUACUUUUUAUCAUAGGUACACUUCAACUGUGAGAGACGGAAUCUAAAACAAAAAUCCAGAAAAUCACAUUGUAUGAAUUUUAAGUAAUUAAUUUGCAUUUUAUUGCAUGAUAUAAGUAUUUGAUCACCUACCAACCAGUAAGAAUUCCGGCUCUCACAGACCUGUUAAUUUUUCUUUAAGAAGCCCUCCUGUUCUCCACUCAUUACCUGUAUUAACUGCACCUGUUUGAACUCGUUACCUGUAUAAAAGACACCUGUCCACACACUCAAUCAAACAGACUCCAACCUCUCCACAAUGGCCAAGACCAGAGAGCUGUGUAAGGACAUUAGGGAUAAAAUUGUAGACCUGCACAAGGCUGGGAUGGGCUACAGGACAAUAGGCAAGCAGCUUGGUGAGAAGGCAACAACUGUUGGCGCAAUUAUUAGAAAAUGGAAGAAGUUCAAGAUGACGGUCAAUCACCCUCGGUCUGGGGCUCCAUGCAAGAUCUCACCUCGUGGGGCAUCAAUGAUCAUGAGGAAGGUGAGGGAUCAGCCCAGAACUACACGGCAGGACCUGGUCAAUGACCUGAAGAGAGCUGGGACCACAGUCUCAAAGAAAACCAUUAGUAACACACUACGCCGUCAUGGAUUAAAAUCCUGCAGCGCACGCAAGGUCCCCCUACUCAAGCCAGCGCAUGUCCAGGCCCGUCUGAAGUUUGCCAAUGACCAUCUGGAUGAUCCAGAGGAGGAAUGGGAGAAGGUCAUGUGGUCUGAUGAGACAAAAAUAGAGCUUUUUGGUCUAAACUCCACUCGCCGUGUUUGGAGGAAGAAGAAGGAUGAGUACAACCCCAAGAACACCAUCCCAACCGUGAAGCAUGGAGGUGGAAACAUCAUUCUUUGGGGAUGCUUUUCUGCAAAGGAGACAGGACGACUGCACCGUAUUGAGGGGAGGAUGGAUGGGGCCAUGUAUCGCAAGAUCUUGGCCAACAACCUCCUUCCCUCAGUAAGAGCAUUGAAGAUGGGUCGUGGCUGGGUCUUCCAGCAUGACAACGACUCGAAACACACAGUCAGGGCAACUAAGGAGUGGCUCCGUAAGAAGCAUCUCAAGGUCCUUGAGUGGCCUAUCCAGUCUCCAGACCUGAACCCAAUAGAACAUAUUUGGAGGGAGCUGAAAGUCCGUAUUGCCCAGCGGCAGCCCCGAAACCUGAAGGAUCUGGAGAAAGUCUGUAUGGAGGAGUGGGCCAAAAUCCCUGCUGCAGUGUGUGCAAACCUGGUAAAGACCUACAGGAAACGUAUGAUCUCUGUAAUUGCAAACAAAGGUUUCUGUACCAAAUAUUAAGUUCUGCUUUUCUGAUGUAUCAAAUACUUUUGUCAUGCAAUAAAAUGCAAAUUAAUUACUUAAAAAUCAUACAAUGUGAUUUUCUGGAUUUUUGUUUUAGAUUCCGUCUCUCGCAGUUGAAGUGUACCUAUGAUAAAAAUUACAGACCUCUACAUGCUUUGUAAACCUGCAAAAUUGGCAGUGUAUCAAAUACUUGUUCUCCCCGCUGUAUAUACUGUAUGUGUGUGUGGAUAUGUUUAUUGGACUGUCAGUAAAGACACGAUCACAUCACAACUGUUUGUCAGAUCAGAGACUAUGUAACGUACGUACACACCCACACAUGCACACACAUUCUAUCUGGAGAGAUGUUGCAUAUUGCAUUCUCAUUGCAGUGUCAACAGGCAAUGAGAACAUCCCACGACACUGCAGUCCAAAUUAGAAGGACCUUACCUCAGCACGAGAUUUAAACCUCGCUCCACUAAACACUGCCCUCUGUGUGUGUGUGUGUGUAUAAAUACAAGUGUGUGUGUGUCCACUAAUCAAGCUUUCAAUUAUGCUAAUCAAGAAGCAGUUAGUUCAUAAUGAUCCCCAUUAAAACCAAUGCGCUGAGUCAGCUGUGGUCUGAAAGGUCUAAUGUUGGUCUGAUGUGGCUCACUGGCUCUGCUACAUGACAGUCCUUUAUAAUGGAAGGCUUACACAUACUCCGUUAUGCUGUUAUGUAAAUAUAUGCACAGUGAGGAUGAUACCAGGGCAUGAUGAAUAUGGACUGGGUGAUAUGAAAUAGAAGGGUAGUUGUAGACUGCAGUGUGUACUAGAUAAGGAUGUUUAAAGUUCAAUAUAAAUAUAAACUUUGAGUAUGAAUAUGAACUAGAAGGGUUCAUUUUAGGGCAAUAUGAAUAUAUAUUGAAACGGUAAUGAGACUUUAGUAUGAAAAGAGGGGUGAUUAGUUCAACAUGAAUAUGUACUAGAAUGGUCAUAGAGUAAUAUACACACACAUCCACUCUACUGCGAUGAUGACAUUAGGCUAGUUUGAAUAUGUACUGUCAGGUUGUUUUUGCUUGCUCCUGUCUACAUAUUUGGCUUGGAGUCCACUUGGAAAGUUCACACGGUGGUCACAGACUGGUACACUUGAAUCGCUGAGCAUCAAACGCGGCUGUGGGGGCAAUUACAUGGCAUGUUGUCUUGAAACUCCUUUUGUGGAUGUUUUUGUGUAUGUAUGCCUUUUCUUCCAGUUACACAAUUGUAUCCCUCUCCCUCUGUGUGUAUGUGUUUGUUUGUGUGCAUAUGUGUGUGUGUAUGUGUGUGUGUGUGUGUGUGUGUGUGUAGCUGCCUUGGGCGCGGAGAUAGAGGAGCGAUUGGUGACCUACCUGCUGUCUCCCGAGCGCUACAACAAACUGAUCAGACCUGCUGUCAACAAGAGCCAACAGGUCACCAUCCAUAUACAGGUGUCCCUGGCCCAGCUCAUUAGUGUGGUGAGUACACACACCACGCACGUGCGCGCACGCACGCACACACACACACACACAUUCUCUCUCAUGCUUCUCUCUCCCUGUCUGUCUGUUGCAGAAUGAGAGAGAACAGAUCAUGACCACCAACUGCUGGCUGACUCAGGUAUGGAAUGACUACAGGUUGAUGUGGGACCCAGAGGAGUAUGAGGGCAUUAAGAAGGUCCGCCUCCCAUCUCAACACAUCUGGCUGCCUGACAUCGUCCUCUACAACAAGUGAGUGAGCUGUGUGUGUUUGUGUGUGUGUGUGUGUUAUGUGUAAAUAUAAUCCAUAUCUAUAUAUCAGACACUAUCUAAAGUUGAAGUCGGAAGUUUACAUACACCUUAGCCAAAUACAUUUAAACUCAGUUUUUCACAAUUCCUGCCAUUUAAUCCUAGUAAAAAUGCACUGUCUUAGUUCAGUUAGGAUCACCACUUUAUUUUAAGAAUGUGAAAUGUCAGAAUAAUAGUAAAGAGAAUGAUUUAUUUCAGGUUUUAUUUCUUUCAUCACAUUCCCAGUGGGUCAGAAGUUUACAUACACUCAAUUAGUAUUUGGUAGCAUUGCCUUUAAAUUGGUUUAACUUGGGUCAAAUGUUUCGGGUAGCCUUCCACAAGCUUCCCACAAUAAGUUGGGUGAAUUUUGGCCCAUUCCUCCUGACAGAGCUGGUGUAACUGAGCCAGGUUUGUAGGCCUCCUUGCUCGCACACGCAUUUUCAGUUCUGCCCACACAUUUUCAGGGCUUUGUGAUGGCCACUCCAAUACCUUGAAUUUGUUGUCCUUAAGCCAUUUUGCCACAACUUUGGAUGUAUGCUUGGGGUCAUUGUCCAUUUGGAAGACCCAUUUGCGACCAAGCUUUAACUUCCUGACUGAUGUCUUGAGAUGUUGCUUCAAUAUAUCCACAUCAUUUUCCUUCCUCAUGAUGCCAUCUAUUUUGUGAAGUGCACCAGUCCCUCUUGCAGCAAAGCACCCCCACAGCAUGAUGCUGCCACCCCCGUGCUUCACGGUUGGGAUGGUGUUCUUCGGCUUGCAAGCCAUCCUCCAAACAUAACGAUAGUCAUUAUGGCCAAACAGUUAUAUUUUUGUUUCAUCAGACCAGAGGACAUUUCUCCAAAAAGUACAAUCUUUGUCCCCAUGUGCAGUUGCAAACCGUAGUCUGGCUUUUUUAUGGGUGUUUUGGAGCAGUACGCUUCUUCCUUGCUGAGCGGCCUUUCAGGUUAUGUCGAUAUAGGACUCGUUUUACUGUGGAUAUAGAUACUUUUGCACCUGUUUCCUCCAGCAUCUUCACAAGGUCCUUUGCUGUUGUUCUGGGAUUGAUUUGCACUUUUCGCACCAAAGUACGUUCAUCUCUAGGAGACAGAACGCCUCUCCUUCCUGAGCGGUAUGACGGCUGCGUGGUCCCAUGGUGUUUAUACUUGCGUACUAUUGUUUGUGCAGAUGAACGUGGUACCUUCAGGCGUUUGGAAAUUGUUCCGAAGGAUGAACCAGACUUGUGGAGGUGGUCCUCUGUAGCUCAGCUGGUAGAGCACGGCGCUUGUAACGUCAAGGUAGUGGGUUCGAUCCCCGGGACCACCCAUACACAAAAAAAAAUGUAUGCACGCAUGACUGUAAGUCGCUUUGGAUAAAAGCGUCUGCUAAAUGGCAUAUUACAUUAUUACAUUACAAUUAAUUUUCUGAGGUCUUGGCUGAUUUCUUUUGAUUUCCCCUUGAUGUCAAGCAAAGAGGCACUGAGUUUGAAGGUAGGCCUUGAAAUACAUCCACAGGUACACCUCCAAUUGACUCAAAUGAUGUCAAUUAGCCUAUCAGAAGCUUCUAAAGCCAUUACAUAAUUUUCUGGAAUUUUCCAAGCUGUUUAAAGGCACAGUCAACUUAGUGUAUGUAAAUGUCUGACCCACUCGAAUUGUGAUACAGUGAAUUAUAAAUUAAAUAAUCUGUCUGUAAACAAAUUGUUGGAAAAAUGACUUGUGUCAUGCACAAAGUACAUGUCCUAACCGACUUGCCAAAACGAUAGUUUGUUAACAAGAAAUUUGUAGAGUGGUUGAAAAACGAGUUUUAAUGACUCCAACCUAAGUGUAUGUAAACUUCUGACUUCAACUGUAUGUGUUAUAAAUAAGGUUAGAGCCAUCUCAAACUAUAGCAUCGCUCAAUUAAAAUACCAAUCAUUCAAGUAAUAUCUAAUGUAACAAAUACUCUACUUCUACUUGUCAGUUGCUAUCAGGAUAAUGAGUAAAAGGAAAAGCAUUGGUAACACCUUGAUUGAAGUGUGGGCUUAAAGUCCCAUCAUGACAAAGGUGUAGGUGGUAAUAGCAGCAGCAGUUCGGUUGGUCAGGGCCUACUGAAGAGUCUCCUCCUAAUACAAUUAACUGGACUACGUACACCUCUGCACAACACUGUAUGUAUAUACGUAACGGCAGCAUCCCUCCCUCUGCAUACAUAGAUAUAUCCCCACUGUAAAUUGUAUUUCCUCACUGUCAAUCAGCCCAUACUGUGAUGAGUGUGAUAGAAGGAGUCAGGCGCAGGAGGGUAAUCACCGAAUGCAGAGUUUAUUCCGUCGUACACAACUAGUGCUGGAUAGCGACAAAUGAAACAGGCACAGGGGAAAAUCUCCCCUGGCAAUACAAGGUAACGGUAUCUCCAACAAUGAAAUAUCUACCUCGGCAAUAACAAUGUACGAGUAGCUCCACCGAGCUACACUACUCUCACAAAUAAACAAUCACCCACAAGGACAAGGGGACAGAGGGUUACACUUAUACACUGACUAAUGAGGGGAUAAGAAACAGGUGUGUGUAAUUAACAAGACAAGACAAAUGGAAUGAUGAUAUAUGGAGCGGCAGUGGCUAGAAGGCCGGUGACGACGAACGCCGAAGCCUGCCCGAACAAGGAGGGGAGGCAGCCUAGGCGGAAGUCGUGACACAUACCCUAGACUAGUAUUUUAUGUUUCAAGUUUACUGUAUUUAUAUUGUAUGUUGACUGUGUGUAAAUUCCUCUGACUGUAUUCUGUCUGUACAUUUGUCUAUUGCUGGCAGCACUAAUUCGCAGGUUGGCAUUUAUUGUCAUGAAUCUUGCCCUGGAUGCAGCUCUGCAGAGUGGUCACUAGCUGGCACAGCCACAAAGUCAUAAAGUCAUCAACCUAACCCUAAGCUUAACCCUAACCUUAACCACACUGCUAACCAUAAUGCCUAACCCUAACCUUAAAUGAACACCAAAAAGCUUGUAUUUGUUUUCAUGAAUUCUUACAAUAUAGCCAAUUUUGACUUUGCAGCUGGCCCUUCUAGCGGAAAUCAGUAAGUCAAAUGCUGGGUAUGUGUAAAUGUACUUGGCGACUAAUAGUAAUUCUGGUUCUAAUCUGAGCCUCAGCUAACCCAAGGUCUGCAGGAGGGAGGGCUAAAGUCAAGAUGUGAUUACUGUAAUCAUUUGGAGGGAGGGAACAGGAGACAGAGAUGAGGGCUUAGAGAGAGGGGAUAGAUGAGCACUGUUAAAUCUGCAGAGAGGAGAUUUGGAUUAUGAAACACAUGUGUGUGUGUGAUCAGAGGCCAGGUCAGGUGGCUGUGUGUGUGUGUGUGACAGAAAGGCUCUCGCCCUCACCUGUUUCACACUCCAGAUACUCAACACCACCACCAUGGGAGUUCUGUCCUGAUCUAGUCUUUCUGGACUUUAGCCUCUAUAGUGAAAAUGUGCAAAUUAUUUUAGUUGUGUGAAGCAUCAUGUGAAAUAUGGAAGUGCCAUAGAUUUUAUAUUUGAUUAUAUUGGGUUGGCUUGUUAAAGUGAAAAUACAUGAUUUCAUUCAUGCCUGAAUAUGUUAAGAUGACAAAUGUUUGAUUGACUAUAAAGUUAUUAGGAUAUUGAGUAAUAGAUGUUUUCAGGUAUAGUUGUGCUGGUAUCAAGGUAGAGCUGUACUGGAAUUGUUUGGGUCAAAGUCACAGCCAUAUCUUUAUAUCUCAAUGUGUUGGAAACCUGAUCUGCAGGUUGAUAGUUACAGUUGUUUGGGUAUAAAGCUAUCAGUGUUUAUAGCUGUUUGGGUAUAGAGCUGUAGUUGUUUGGGUAUAGAGCUAGUUGUUUGGGUAUAGAGCUAUAGUUGUUUGGGUAUAGAGCUAGUUGUUUGGGUAUAGAGCUAUAGUUGUUUGGGUAUAGAGCUAGUUGUUUGGGUAUAGAGCUGAAGUUGUUUGGGUAUAGAGCUAGUUGUUUGGGUAUAGAGCUAUAGUUUUUUGGGUAUAGAACUAGUUGUUUGGGUAUAGAGCUAUAGUUGUUUGGGUAUAGAGCUAGUUGUUUGGGUAUAGAGCUAGUUGUUUGGGUAUAGAGCUAUAGUUGUUUGGGUAUAGAGCUAUAGUUGUUUGGGUAUAGAACUAGUUGUUUGGGUAUAGAGCUAGUUGUUUGGGUGUAGAGCUAUAGUUGUUUGGGUAAAGAGACUUUUAACCAGCUGCAUAUUUAGGACAGGAGGAGAUUUAUUGUGUAGAGCAGCGUGUCAGUGUGUGUGUCUGUGUGUGUGUUUUUGUGGUUAGGAGCAGAGCAGUGUGAUGGCUGGACUCCUCCUGACCUGCUUUAUAAUUUAUAACACUUUGAUGUAUAAUGCAACACCUGCAACCUGGUGAGAAUCUAAAUUUGAAAUCUCAGCAGAUUCAGGCCUGUCCUGUGACAGGGGUGUCUGACGCAGUUUCCCCCGUCCCUGUCCCUUGUCUCCAAGCACAACAACCCAAAUGCCCAGUCAACAACACCAGCUACCAUAUCUCCCUCUGUGUGUGUCUUACCUAAUGCUAACAUCCACCAAUGUCUUACCUAUUGCUAACAUCUAUCUUAUUCUUCUAUGCAUUUCUCUUCUUCUUCUAUGUAUUUAUCUUCUUCUUCUUCUUCUAUGCAUUUAUCUUCUUCUAUGUUUUUAUCUUCUUCUUCUAUGCAUUUCUCUUCUUCUUCUAUGUAUUUCUCUUCUUCUAUGUAUGUAUCUUCUUCUUCUAUGUAUUUAUCUUCUUCUAUGUAUUUAACUUCUUCUAUGUAUUUAUCUUCUUCUUCUUCUAUGUAUUUAUCUUUGUCUUCUAUGUAUUUAUCUGUGUGGUAUCUCUGACACCUCCCUCUCUCUCUCCCGUGGUGUCCUGUCUCUCAAUGCUGAUAGGAACUAUGUGGUCUCCUUCUAAUAUGUAUCUAUGUGUGUAUGUGUGCUGGUUCUGAUUCCUUUCUGUCUUCACUUCACCUCAGUGCUGAUGGGAACUACGAGGUGUCAUUCUACUCCAACACGGUGGUCUCCAACAAUGGAGAGGUGUACUGGCUGCCCCCCGCCAUCUACAAGUCGGCCUGCAAGAUUGAGGUACGCGACUUCCCCUUCGACCAGCAGAACUGCACACUCAAGUUCCGGUCCUGGACCUACGACCACACAGAGAUCGACCUGAUCCUGCUCAGCGAUUUCGCCAGCCGUGACGACUUCAAGCCCAGUGGUGAGUGGGACAUUGUGUCUCUGCCGGGUCGCAAGAACGAAGACCCCUCUGACAUCACCUACCUGGACAUCACCUAUGACUUCAUCAUCAAGCGCAAGCCACUGUUCUACACCAUCAACCUGAUCAUCCCCUGUGUUCUCAUUACCUCUCUGGCUAUCUUAGUGUUCUACCUGCCGUCUGACUGUGGAGAGAAGAUGACUCUCUGUAUUUCAGUCCUCCUGGCCCUCACUGUGUUCCUGCUGCUGAUCUCCAAGAUCGUCCCGCCUACGUCUCUAGCUGUCCCUCUCAUAGGGAAGUAUCUGAUGUUUGCCAUGGUGCUGGUCACCUUCUCCAUCGUCACCAGUGUGUGUGUGCUCAACGUGCACCACCGCACGCCCUCCACACACACCAUGCCCCCCUGGGUCAAACGUCUCUUCCUGCACCGUCUCCCCUCCUUCCUGUUCAUGCGUCGGCCGGGCAGCUCCAACAUCCGAGAGAGGUUCCGCCAGAAGCACCAGCAGCGCUCCUACUCCGACGGGGCGGUGGCAGUGGCCCCGGCCGCGGGGGGGAAUGGGGGUGGCAGAGGGGUCUGGGAUAGGCGGGGCCGACUCCUUCUAUGUGAACGAGGAGUCAGCCAAGCGGUACGGCUGGAAGAUCAGCGACCUGUCGGAGAACACAGAGUUCAGGAAGAGGAUGACGGUGAAGUGUCACGCAGACGUUGAGGAGGCUGUGGACGGGGUGCGCUACGUCGCCGAGAAGAUGAAGAGUGAGGACAACGAUGAGGGGGUGAGUGUGUGUGUGUUUGUGUGUGUGGAGGAAGGAUAGCCUUGAGAUGAUAUGAGCAGAAUAGUUUGGAGCCGAGAGUAUUGUUCUUCUAUUGUCAAAACAUUAUUCAUUGUGUAUCGCUCUUUUUGUAUCCUGCCACAGGUCAUUGAGGACUGGAAGUACGUUGCCAUGGUGAUUGACCGGCUGUUCCUGUGGAUAUUUGUGUUUGUGUGCAUUACUGGGACUUUGGGGCUGUUCAUGCAGCCCCUCUUCCAGAGCUACAACACGCCCACGGCAGACGACCUGGAGCAGAACUGA